AUGUCACGUCUCCUCCUGGUGGCGGCAAUGUGGAUGUCCGUCGCGAAUAGUGCGACGGUAACAGUGACUACCUCCGUCACACCAGAACCACUGCUCGGUAAACUGAAGAAAAGCAUCACGAACGACAUCGCCACUAUCGCAGAACCUAUAGAAAAGGCUCUGUUUGCUAUAGGCUUUAGCCAGUGUAGUGAAGUGAAGAAGCUGUUGGGAGUGGACUAUGACACCUUUAAUAGAAUGGAGCCGGACCUGAACGGACUGAGUUUGCUCUUCAUUACCAGAACAGUGGACAUUACGUACAAGUUGAGAGAUGCGGCGCGCCUCAUCCCGCAGUCGGAGUGGUUUGACCCCAGCAAGCCAUUGAAGAUCUACCUCCACGGCUUCAUUGACGACCCAUCACAGGACAGCUUCACCAUGCUCAGUAAAGCGUUCCUGAAGGCAGGUGACGUGAAUAUCCUAGCGCUGGACGCGAGCUCCCUGCUGAGCUGGCAGUACCUGCGCGCCACCACCAUGGUGCAGUUCAUAGGGGAACAGCUCGGGAAACUACUGGCUUCACUCGUUAAAGCGGGACUCAAUCGCUCCAACAUCCAUUUAAUCGGGCACAGUCUUGGGAGCCAUAUAUCCGGGUUCGCGGGCAAGACGUUUAAGACACUCACGAAACAUCGAGUCGGCCGGAUAACCGGGUUAGACCCGGCUGGGCCGUGCUUCUCUGGCGUGGACGUGUCGUCGAGGCUCAACAGGAAAGACGCUCGGUUCGUUGACGUCAUACACACUGAUGCUGGAGUGUAUGGGAUUGCUGAGGCAGUAGGUCACGUAGACUAUUUCCCGAACGGCGGUUCCAAGCAGCCGAACUGCCCUCCGACGCACAUCCUGGACUCCUGCAGCCACAGCCGUGCCUGGCUGCUCUUUGCGGAGUCUGUAACCAACCCAGACGCCUUCAUCGCAGUCGCCUGUCCAAACUGGGACGAUUUUCAAAAUCAACGGUGUAACUAUAGUAAUUUGAGCCCAAUGGGUCUACCCAGCCGUCCAGGGACGCGAGGGACCUACUACCUGAGUACAGCGGACGCGCCUCCUUACGGACUCGGCAACGAUGGCACCAGGUCUGUCAAGAGCGAAGGUGUCUUGCGAUUCUUCAUGGACGUGUUUUCGAUAUUCACAAAAAACUCUGAUACAGCGUCCCAGUCAUAG
Molecule: messenger RNA, 1185 nt
Organism: Spodoptera exigua (beet armyworm)
Lineage: Eukaryota; Metazoa; Arthropoda; Insecta; Lepidoptera; Noctuidae
Source: the annotation of a GenBank genome assembly